This is a messenger RNA of Fulmarus glacialis (Northern fulmar), 1811 nucleotides long. RefSeq names its product E3 ubiquitin-protein ligase RNF6-like. Gene Ontology annotation, cellular component: nucleoplasm; cytoplasm. Lineage: Eukaryota; Metazoa; Chordata; Aves; Procellariiformes; Procellariidae. Gene Ontology annotation, biological process: positive regulation of DNA-templated transcription; ubiquitin-dependent protein catabolic process; protein ubiquitination. The record is from RefSeq and is a predicted model, not a curated record. Gene Ontology annotation, molecular function: ubiquitin protein ligase activity.
GGGAAAUAACAGCAGAAGAGUUGCAGCAACGCUUGGAGGGGGCUAAGGAGCGUCUGGCGUCGCAGACUGAUCUGGAUAACAGAGAAGGUGAAGGUAGAACUGUUGGAGAUUCUGACGUUCUUGGAGAAAACUCACAUGGUGACUCUUUGCUUGAAUGGCUGAACACAUUUCGUCGCACAGGAAACGCCACUCGCAGUGGACAGAGUGGGAACCAAACCUGGAGAGCCGUGAGUCGAACAAAUCCAAACAGUGGGGAGUUUCGGUUUAGUCUUGAAAUCAACAUAAAUCAUGAGCAUAACAGUUUUGAAACGGCUAGUGAGGAGUAUGUGGGUAUAGAUAGUAGCAGAAUGUAUUUAGAAAGAAGACAUCAAAGAGCUGUCAGUCCAGUAACCCCACGAACGAGGAGCAGGACUGCAAGAGAGGCAAAUAGUGAGGCUUCAAGCACUGCAAGGACCAGGUCUGUAAGAAGUUCCAUGACCCAAAGCUCUGAAGCAGCCUCUCAUCCCAUCUCAGGGAGGCUCAGGAGUAGAACGAGGGAGUUGACAGGCCUUUCCCAAACAAAUACUACACGUAAUAAUUUUGCAGUUACUGGUGAACAAAGAGAAACGCCAGAAAGAGGUACUUCUACAGGAGUCACAAGAGGUAGAGCUAGAACUAGUGUUCGGAUGAGUACAAACCAAAGACUAGAAAUUUUGCGGCUGAGAUCUACUUUAAGUAGUCGAAGCCGCUCUCCGCUGCAAAGGCAAGGCAAUACUGCUCAUUCUGAGGAACAUGGGCAGAGGCAGGAUAGAAAUGCACAGCAAGUCAACAGAGGUAGAAGACAAGCAGCUCAGCCUUCUCCGCAGUCUGCUGAAGAACAAGCAAGAGGUAACACUCAGACUUCUCAGCUUUCCAGUGUAGCCCCAUCCUUGGGCAUAACUUUGGAAGAGGAGGAAUCUAGUAGGCCAGCAGCUGCUGCUAGAAGGCAUCCAACAAUUACAUUAGAUCUUCAGGUGAGAAGAAUUCGUCCUGGAGAAAACAGAGAUCGGGACAGUAUUGCCAGUAGAACUCGUUCUAGAGUAGGAAUGGCAGAAAACACAGUUACCUUUGAAAGUGACAGUGGGGGAUUUCGGCGUACGAUAUCACGAUCAGAACGUGCGGGUAUUCGAACCUACGUUAGCACUAUACGGAUACCUCUUCGUCGGAUUUCGGAAACUGGGCUUGGUGAACCUUCAUCAGUGGCUCUUCGAUCAAUCCUUAGACAAAUUAUGAUGGGCUUUGGAGAACUGAGUUCUUUAAUGGAAACUGAAUCUAACUCAGAAGUGCAAAGAGGUGGUCAUCACUUACCGGAUGUACAGUCAGAGCAGAAUAACUCAAGUUCAGCAAACAACAGCAGUGAUCCAAGUGAGGUUUCAUCUAGAAAUGGGCAUGCAGUAGAAGGCAGCAGGGAAACAAAUGGACAGGGUGAUGAUAUUCAACGCUAUGGUCGCAAUAAUGAAAACCAAGAUAACAGGCAGUCUCAAGAUGCUAACAACCUAGUGGAAAAUGGAACGCUGCAUGAAGAUGAGGAUGACGAUCGUUUAAGAGGUUUAACCAAAGAGCAGAUUGACAAUCUUUCUACCCGAAACUAUGGGGAUAUUCACACUGAAAAUGAAAUUAGUAAAACAUGUAGUGUUUGCAUUAAUGAAUACGUAACAGGGAAUAAGCUAAGGCAGUUACCUUGUAUGCAUGAGUUUCAUAUUCAUUGUAUUGAUCGCUGGCUUUCUGAAAACUCCACUUGCCCAAUUUGUCGGCAGCCUGUAUUGGGGUCUAAUGCCACAGACAAUGGCUAG